This is a messenger RNA of Acanthocheilonema viteae, 1158 nucleotides long. The record is from the annotation of a GenBank genome assembly. NCBI's taxonomy places the organism in Eukaryota, Metazoa, Nematoda, Chromadorea, Rhabditida, Onchocercidae.
AUGAUUUUCUUUUAUAGAAUACCCGCUAGUUCACAUGCAUAUUUGCGUCCACUAUCAUCUUUAAGUUUACCAUCGAACAGCGGUGAUUCCGGUUUCUUGCCGUCAAGAUAUGGUAGCGCAACUGCUUCAACAACUAAUAGCCAAGCUGGAAUAAGUUCUACUUCUGGCAGUACAUCCAUUGGCUCGUCACCAAUACCAACUGAACAAGAUAUUGACCAAGUGUUACGUAAAGCAGUCGAAUUGUUAACGCUAAGAAACGAGGCGCUUAAAAAUGCUAGUAUUUCAUCAGAGCUUGCCGAUGCUCGAUACUUUAAUGGUGUUUCUGGUUUUUACGAUUUCAGUACGACAAAUCCUACGGCAAAUGAUGUUGCAUCAUAUGAAAAACAGCAAACGAGUCAUUUACGAUCGAAACGUUUGCCACCUUUUACGCGUAAAUCACCAAAACCGGAUAGUUACAAAACGGUGAUGUGCCAAGCUUGGCUUGAAAGUGGAGUAUGUAGUUUUGCAGAGAAUUGUCGUUUCGCUCAUGGUGAAGAAGAGUUGCGUCCUUGCAACAGAUUACCAACGAAAAAUCCUAAAUACAAGACAAAAUUGUGCGAUAAAUACACAAUGGCUGGACUUUGUCCAUAUGGUGAUCGUUGUCUGUUCAUUCAUCCGGAAGCAUCAAAUGCUUCAAAUCCAUAUAUACGACCUGAUCGGUAUUUGAAAAUGCAACGCGAACGUGCUCUUUUGGCAUCCGUUAACAGUGUUAAUUCGAAACCUUCCCAUAUAUCAUUGUCGAAUCGCGCGACAAAUCGUCCACCGCCAUCUUGGCCGCUUGAGUCACCUGCAUUUUUUUCUGCCCAUCGUGAUUUGGAUCAGCUACUUAAGUUGCAAUAUUUUACUGAAAAUAUAAAACCAUUAUCCAAAGAUCCAGAAGAAAUAUUAGUUCAAGCGACAACCAAUACUCUCGUGUCUGCUUGUAAUUCGAAGGUAAAUGUCACAGCACAUGAUAGCUCGGAUUCCGGUAUUUCAUUUCGUGAUUACGAGGAACCUAAAUUUCAUGCAGCUAUCACAUCACAAUCGGAUAUGUUGAUAUCAUCGGAUUACCCGUUUCAAUUCGCUAUUCAUGCUGAUAAUCUUGCACGCUUAUUGGCAUGUGAAUUUAAAGUCGAUUAA